GGGAGGCGCCCUCUCCACCUUGCACGUUAUCUGUCACGAAAAAAACGAAAGUGAAACACUUCGUGGCGAACUUUGGUCUUACUAACAGUUUUUACUUAUAGUCGGGGUCAUUCUUCUACACCCAAUUCGACGGAAAACCGAUUAAACAUCCUUUUUACCACGCCGGGAAAGGCGCUCUAGUCUAGUUACUAAAUCCAGGAAAACGUUUGGCAGAAGCAAGCAAGAAAAAAAUGGCGGCGAAUCUCGGAACAAGUUGGCUCGGAAGUAAACCACCACAUGACCAGGAGCUGAGGAUGGUGCUUCUGGGGAAGAAGGGAGCUGGGAAGACUUCCGUAGGAAACAUCAUUCUCGGCAGAGAGGAAUUCAGGAACGAAGGGUUCAUGUGUGUAAAGAAAAAAGGUGAAGUUGCUGGACGGUACCUCAAAAUAGUGGACACCCCAGGUUGGGACAGAGUUGAGCAGCGCCCGCCAGAUCCCAUCAGACAGCAGAUCAUUCGCAGUGUGUCCCUCUGCGAACCAGGACCCCACGCCAUCCUCCUCGUCAUCCCUGUUGGCAAGUUUCCCGAAAGAGAGAGGAAAACAGUUGUCAAACACAUGGACUUCCUGCAAGAUAGAGUCUGGAAACACACUUUAGUGCUGUUUGUUUGUGAGGAUGAACUAAGGGACACGACCAUUGAGGACCAUAUCCAAAAAAGUGGGAAAGCUCUUGAGAGGCUCCUGGAGCAAUGUGAGAACAGGUAUCAUGUUCUUAACAUCUCCUCCAACUCUCGCACCCAAGUCACUGAGCUGCUGAAAAAGAUUGAGGAGAUUGUGCAAGAGAACUGUGGUGAUUUCUAUAUUCCUCCAGUUUACUAUGAGUUAAUAGAGAGCAAAAUACCAAGAGACUUAAGAGAGGUGAAAGUGAUGUAUGAGAAAAGAGAAGAGGAGCUAAAACAGACAUAUAAGAGAAAAACUGCAGACCUAGAGAAGAAAUUAGAGUGGGAAAAGAGAGGAAAUGAACUUAGGGGAGGAUUAAGAAAGCGAAGGAGCAGCUUCGACCUUAUUCAUCCUAACUUGGGAGGAACCAGAGGACCUGAAGCACCAGCGAAGACAGCCGAGGAGGAAGAGCAAAUGAGGGAAGGGGGACAGAGAGUGGACCUGGAAGUUGUCCGUUUGGGUUACAGGGAAGAGGCCAUGAACGUUGUAACACACUACUUCAAGCCAGCGAUUGUGGUUAUUUCCGCAGUCGUUGGGGCACUAAUUGGCUCCAUCGGGGGAGCAUCCCGGGGGGUGGUUGGUUCAAUCCUCGGCAUUCCAGUUGGAGUGACUGUUGCGCUUAUACUAGCAUGGCUGGUCAGGAAAGAGGCCAGAGCAGCAAGAGGAGUCCCUGCUCCACUCUCAGUCCACCCCACAACCCCAACAACCCCAACAAGCCCAUCACCACCCUCUUAGACAUCACCCUCCUGCUAUAUAUGGAUAAAUUAUUAAUUGAAUAUUCUGUCCUCUCCCUCACUAUCCAAUUUACCAAAAAUUUCACAUUUUAUGAAACAAAUUCCUGUUUUGUCAUUUUUAUUAUGUGCUAAUUUUAAGCACUGUACAAUUAUUUUGGGGAAAAAUAUUUUUUAAAAGAUGAUUUAUUAGUAGGGGAUGCAGUGGCGCAGUGGGU
Molecule: messenger RNA, 1644 nt
Organism: Scleropages formosus (Asian bonytongue)
Lineage: Eukaryota; Metazoa; Chordata; Actinopteri; Osteoglossiformes; Osteoglossidae
Product: GTPase IMAP family member 4-like
Exons: 3
Coding region: 231-1430 (399 amino acids)
Molecular function (GO): GTP binding
Source: RefSeq, a predicted model, not a curated record